ACUCGUGUUAGGACGGUGUCACAAGUCACUGCCGUUCUGAUACACUUUUGCAUAGUAAUUACAUUAAUAACUUCAGUAAUGGAAGUGUGGAACAAACGAGAGAUUUCGAGGCCUCCUGACUACAGCAUUAAAUAUACACAGGAGGAGCGGCGCUUAGAUAAUUUUGAUGUUUGCGCACAAUCUCUGCUCGAGGGUGUCCUGUGUGGCCAUGCUGUUUUAUGUGAUACAGAAGUGUCGGGAUGUUUUCAACGUGAGGCUGCAAUUCUCACAGCAACACUUUUUCAAAAUGGUCGACAUCGCACUGAGAAGUUUUACAGAGUUUUGAAGAGGGUGGAGAAGUGUUCAGAGCGCUGGAAGGAGCUUAAUUUGAGGGAAAAUUUGGAUAAUCUUCGUCAGAUGAUGCCUACCAUUCCUCCUGCACAAAGACCCAUCCGGAUGCCAUCAAAACAAAUGUUUGAGUAUUUGUUGAUCAGAGUGUUAGGAGGCUUUCACCUUCUGCUCAGUCUAGAUGGGUAUUGUAGGGAGGCAAGUGGCUAUCUCAUGUCAAAAAUUUCAUCUGGCCAUUUCUUCAGUACAGCAAUGGUAUUUUUAGCCAAUGUGGCUCGAAUAAGGGCACUUGCACUUGAUUUAUCUGGGCAGUUGGCCAAGUUGUAUGAUGAUAUCUUCCCUUGGGUACAACAACUGAAAGGUGGUAGUGUGCCUGGGGUGGUCACUCAAGGAUCCCUACCUCAAGCACUUACAGAUGAUCUCCACAAGUAUUGUAGUUCAUUGGAAGUUAAAAGUAAUUCUGUGAUAGUCAAAGAAACUGGGAAAUACGUUCAGUCGUCGAGCUUAUUGAGCAUCUUCAAGGAAGAGGAAGAUAAAACUAUAACAGACUCCCAGUUAAAUGAACCAGCAGGACAUAAAAGAGGCUUGGUAGACAUUGAAGAUGAAGCAGUGUCCUGUAUACAAGCUAAGAGACCCUCAUGUGAAAAAACUGAGCUUGAUGUUGACUACAGACCUCGUGCAUUAUUAAUGACUCCUGAAGAAGAUAUUGGAGUUAGUGUAGAUAGUAAAAAGAAGCUCCCCAGAAAGUCUAGUAGUCUAAUUAAUGGUGUUAAGAAACAAAAGCAUCUUUCUGGCAGCCUAAAGACUGGAAUUCAAAUCAUGAAUAAAAGUGUUGGAACAGCUAAAAAUUCAUCUGUUAGCAGAGGAAAAAAGAGGAAGGGUGACACUGACAUGUUAGAAAGCAACAAGAAGAGUAAGAAUGGAUUGGACCACUACUGUCCAUCACUUUUAAAGGACGAAUCAAAAGUUACUCAGAAGUUUGUAAAGCAUUAUCAGAGAGUUAAUAACAAUCUAAAGAAAAUAUGUGCAGUAAAAGACUUUAAUAAAUUCUUGAAAAUGGAGAAGAUGAGGAGACUUGAAAAAGAUAAAAAAAGAAUUUCCAUACUAUUAAAGAAGGAGGAAUGGAAAAUUUUCACUAAGCUAAUAAGAAAGAGAGUGAAGAAGGCAGAAAAAUUAAACAGUAUGAAAUUGUCUGUAAGUGAAAGGGUUGAGGUGGAACGGUUAGUAGCAAAGACAAAAAUUAGAAUCAAGUUCUGGCUAUUGUACCCAGACCUGAAAGGUAAGAAACCCGAGGAUUGGAAAAAUAUUUUAUGUGAAAUAAAGAAUAACCGAACUAAACCCAGGAGAAAUAGAUAAUAUACAAGAUAUAAUACGAGUGAAACCUCUGGUCCUCUUCAGUGGACUGCUUAACCCUUAAGCCCUGGGUUAGGGUGCUGCUGGCAGGAACCACAUCCCCCCCCACAAAAAGUCGAGAAAAAGGCGGACGUUCUGGAAAGUCACCCCGGGCCUAAGGGUUAAGCGGACUGUAGGAUAUGGCAGUGUUGCUUCUCUGUCCCUCGGUACGUGAUAUGUAGCUUUGCACGACGCACAUCAGGGACUGGUUUCUUUUAAGGCGAGUUAUCGGUCCAAUACAUGGAUAAAGUUUAAUAAUCUAUAUAUUUCACCUCCACUUCAGAAUAAUUUUCACCAUUCAAUUUGUAAGCUUGGCAGUUACAUCGGUGAUUAAAUAAUAUUUUGGCUAAUAUUUCCAAACUCAAGACUUCUCGCUAGCUAUGUAUUUCCUGUUUAUGUAUAUACAGUAGUACUUUAUGUUUAUUAUGUUCCACAUGAAUCCCUUUCAAUAGUUUGCAUUACCUUAAUAUUAAAGAAUUUUUAAAAUCAUGACUGGCAAGUUUUAAUGCUAUAAAAUUUUCUGGACUACUAAAUUGAUUAGUUUUAUCCAUUAAAAUACAUAGUAAUAUGUGAAGGUAUUUAUAUGCAGCUCGUUGCUUUACUUUGCAAAAAUACUCCAGAAAUUACAACUGUGUAGGCUGCAAUACCUAAGAUACUGUAUUUUUCUCCUAUCUUAAGAGUUCUUCUCAGUUCAUGUUUGAACCACCUCCAGUCUACCCAGUUGUGAAUAUUAACUUCACUUUAUAGUUACAGAAAUGCAAUUGAGUUACAGUGCCUGGCCACAAUAUAGCACAGUACUUCAAUUUGUACAGACGGUUUAAUAUUUAGUGUGCUGUAUCCAUUCUUUUGAUAACAGCCCAUCAGGCCUAUGGGUCCACUUUCACAUUCUAAAUAUUUAACAGAUUGCAGCCAUAUUUGUUAAUAAAAAUUUUUAAAUGCUUAAGUAUACUAAAAAGAAACAAACAAAAAAUAUUGUUGUCCCCGGUGAACGGUUUUAUACAAUGAAGUGCCUUUUUCAUAUUACAGUAUCUGCUGGGUUGAUUAAGAGUCUGCAUGUAUGUCUUCUGUUUAUACUACUGUAUAUAUUUUAGUAAAUUUAGCAAAUUUUACAAUUAACUCUUACUUUAUGGUUUAAGAACAUAUUUUAAUGAAAAUGUGAAGAAAAAAAAAUUCCUAUCAAUUUCCAACACUUUUUUUAUACCCUGUAAUGCAUAAAUAAAAUAUAAAACCAAUAA
This is a messenger RNA of Homarus americanus (American lobster), 2954 nucleotides long. RefSeq lists its product as uncharacterized. Bases 79 to 1683 code for a protein of 534 amino acids. The transcript is spliced from 6 exons. The record is from RefSeq and is a predicted model, not a curated record. Lineage: Eukaryota; Metazoa; Arthropoda; Malacostraca; Decapoda; Nephropidae. Gene Ontology annotation, cellular component: nucleus. Gene Ontology annotation, biological process: positive regulation of Notch signaling pathway.